AUGGAGAGCAACAUGCAGCAGCAGCAGCCCACUGGUAGCCAGGCUUCUGGUAGCAACGCCUCUGGCGACAACAUGAGCGCCCAUGGUCAUGGCACCCAGCAGAUCCAGCAGCCUCAGAUCGAGAACAAUGCUCCUGAUGGCCCCGUUGCUGACAGCCCUGGUCAUAACAACAACAUGAACCUUCACGAUGAUGAUAUCCAGCAGGCCCAGCAGCACAAUGCUCAGCAGCAAAAUGCUCAGCAGCACCAUAUGCCGGCUCCCAACUCUCACCCCGGCAUGAUCCCGAUUGCUCACGACCCCAGAGCCCAGAAUCAGCACCAGCUCGCGCUUCAGGUCCACGGCCAGGCUUUCGGCCAGAACAAUCAAGCCCAUCAGCAGAUGCCCAACCCUGUCGGUGCCGGAAACCCUGCUUCCAGUUCGCAGAACGCCAUCAUGGCUGCUCAUGGUCCUCAGUCCCUGGCCUUCGGCCACGCUCUUCAUGUCCAGCAGCAGGUGUACGCCGCUGUCGGUGCCGCAAUGGCGGCUUCCAACCACAACGCCAAUAUGGCUGCUCAGCCUCACCAGCAGCAGGCCCCCAACGCUGUCGGUGCCGGAAACCCUGCCCCCAACAUCCCUAACGCCAUGAUGGGUGCUCAAGCUCCCCAGCCAAGCCUCCCUGGAGCCGCCACCCCUAUGCACUGCUCGAAGUGCCGUAAGAAUGGCAAUGUGGCGUGGAACACCCGCUGGCAGGACCCAGAUGCACAGUCGCUCGUCUUGAAGACGUUCGCCACUUGCAACCACUGCAAGUGGUCGCCUCGCUUGCAGGACGAGUCGGCUGUGAACUGGGUCCUGCGCAAUGCGCCUUGGCUGGUGAACGACGUUGGGGCAUACUGCCCUUGUUACGUGGGCAGUGCGGGUAACCAUGCGCACCCUAUGUGCCUUACUCGGACCCGCAUCCGCGCGGGUGCUCCCGCUCCGGCCGCCCUUCACGCCGCUGCUCCGGCCGCUGUGCUCGCUGCCGCCCCCGCCCCGCCCCCGGCCGCGCCUCCUGCUGCUCUCCUUGGGGUUCCGCCUGCGGGCUUCGUGCCCAACCCUGUGGCUCCUGUGGCUCCAAUGUUCCCUGACGACGCUGCUCUGGAUGAUGUUGACGAAGGAGACCCUGAGUUGUUUGUUAUGCAAGACGAGCACUAG
Messenger RNA from Colletotrichum scovillei, 1170 nucleotides. RefSeq lists its product as uncharacterized. The record is from RefSeq and is a predicted model, not a curated record. NCBI's taxonomy places the organism in Eukaryota, Fungi, Ascomycota, Sordariomycetes, Glomerellales, Glomerellaceae. The transcript is spliced from 2 exons. Bases 1 to 1170 code for a protein of 389 amino acids.